CCACAAUCGUUCAGUCCCGCAAGAUCGGGUUUUGGCUGUAGUUUUCCAACAAGAACGGAUGAGGGACUCCCCCCCUCCCUGGCUGCUAAUGAAUCCUCCUCUCUCGUGAUCAAAACAUGUUACAUAUAGAUGGGUUUCUGUAUAAUCUGGGAAGGCCCUUUAAAGCAUGUUCAAUUGGCCUUUCUCUGAAUGAACGUGAUGUCGCCUCGCUCCGUAACUGAUUGGUUGUUCUUCCCAAUCUUGCCGAAGUUAGAGUAGGUUAUUGCGUUUUCUGUUUUGUCAUAUUCUUGGGGAAGGCUGUUUUCAUCUGGAGAGAAGACUUUCUGGGUUGAUUCGUUUGUCUCCUUUUGAAGAAUGGUUUUAUUGAUUCUUGGUCUGUUUGUUUGCUAAUUGUUUGUAUCAUUGAUGCUGAGAAAAGUCUCAGUUUUUCUUGAAUUAUCCUGUAUUUUGAUCACAUUUGCCCAACAAUGUGUGUAAAAAUUGGAUCUUGAUGGUUCUUUGCUUUCUGUGUUGUCCCAUUUGGGCUGCCCAAGGUAUAUAUAUGUAUAUAUAAAUAUAUGCGGAAGCUACUCUUUUAGGUGUUGAAAUACUGAACUACAGAGGAAACUACUGGCAUGGCUUACUUAAGUUAUUCUAAUUCAAUUGGUGAGGGCUCAGUGCAUGGACAACAUGUCCAACAUGUCCCAUUCCCGACCACGACCGGGUUGAGUAGGUCGUAUUUGCUGCAUGGGAAUUUGGAUAUUUGGGUGAAAUCAGCCAAGAAUCUUCCCAACUUGGAUAUGAUAAACAAGAGCUUAGGUGAUGUGUUUGGGAAAUUGUCUGGGAAGUUAAUGAAUAAAUUGGAAACAAGUGAUCCUUACGUUACUAUAUCAGUAGGGGGUGCGGUAAUUGCAAGGACUUUUGUGAUUGAAGAUAAUGAGAAUCCUGUUUGGGACCAGCAUUUUUAUGUUCCUGUAGCACAUUAUGGUACAGAAGUGCUGUUUGUGGUUAAAGACAGCGACGUCGUGGGAUCUGAGCUGAUCGGGGGUGUUGCGGUCCCUAUGGAGCCGGUAGCGUCAGGAGCAAGACUGGAUGCUACUUAUCCUAUCCUCGGCCCAAAUGGCAGACCAUGUAAUCCAGGGGCUCUUUUGAGUUUAUCGAUCCAAUACAUACCAAUUGAGAGCAUAUCAGUUUAUCGUGGUGGAGUGGGAUCGGAUCCCACACAUCCGGGUGUACCUGGUACCUAUUUUCCUGUAAGGAGAGGAGGAAGAGUGACAUUGUAUCAAGAUGCUCAUGUGUACCACGGUAUGCUUCCCAGUUUGUGGUUGGCUAAUGGCAUGAUGUACCAGCACAGGCAAUGUUGGCGUGAUAUAUUUGAUUCAAUAGUUCAGGCUCGUCGCCUAAUCUAUAUCACUGGAUGGUCUGUUUAUCACUUAGUGCAACUUGUUAGGGAUGAUCCUAAUUUGCCAAAUACUAACUUGGGUGAGCUUUUGAAAGUCAAGUCUCAGGAAGGUGUGAGGGUGCUGCUCCUCGUAUGGGAUGAUCCUACCUCCACAACCAUAUUGGGUUAUAGAACUGAAGGUGUAAUGGGUACCGGUGAUGAUGAUACACGCCGUUAUUUUAAGCAUUCAUCUGUGCAUGUGCUUCUAUGUCCAAGGAGUGCGGGGAAAGGAAGUUGGGCCAAGAAGCAGGAAACAGGAACAAUCUACACUCAUCAUCAAAAAAGUGUAGUGGUAGAUGUUGAGGCCCAUAACCAUAAAAGAAAGUUAAUAGCAUAUGUUGGAGGACUUGACCUAUGCAAGGGAAGAUACGACACCCCAAAUCACACAUUAUUUAGUACACUGGAAACCAUUCAUAAAGACGACUUCCAUCAACCUAACUUCACGGGGAAUAUGGUGGGUUGUCCAAGAGAGCCAUGGCACGAUUUACACAGUAAAGUUGAAGGUCCAGCUGCAUAUGACAUCCUAAGAAACUUCGAAGAGCGCUGGCGGAAGGCCUCAAAGCGCCACGGGAUUCACAAGAUGAAACAUUCAUUUGAUGAUUCCUUACUGCAGCUUGAUAGAAUUCCUGACAUUGUGGGAAUAGAUGAGUCUUGCACCAUAGAGGAAGAUGAUCCAGAGUCUUGGAACGUCCAGGUUUUUCGUUCCAUUGACUCCAACUCGGUUAAAGGUUUCCCCAAGGAUUCAAGAGAGGCUUCAAGCAAGAACUUGGUAUGCGGGAAGAAUGUACUGAUCGACAUGAGUAUACACACGGCUUAUGUAAAGGCAAUUCGUGCAGCUCAACAUUAUAUUUACAUCGAGAACCAAUACUUCCUUGGAUCAUCAUACAAUUGGGCUCACUAUAAGGACUUAGGUGCAAACAAUUUAAUUCCUAUGGAAAUUGCUAUGAAGGUUGCCAAUAAAAUUAGAGCAAGGGAGAGGUUUGCUGCAUACAUUGUUGUUCCGAUGUGGCCAGAGGGAGUUCCAACCAGCACACCUACUCAAAGAAUUCUUUUUUGGCAGUAUAAUACAAUGCAAAUGAUGUACGACACCGUCUACAAGGCUUUAAAAGAGACAGAACAAGAUACAGAGUUGGAACCCCAGGAUUAUUUAAAUUUCUUUUGCCUAGGGAAUCGUGAGCCGGAAGUAGGAGGGCCACCAUCAAUCACCCCCAACAAAUAUACUCCAGAAGCCUUAACUAGGAGAAACCGACGAUUCAUGAUAUAUGUCCAUUCAAAGGGAAUGAUAGUGGAUGAUGAAUACGUGAUAUUGGGUUCUGCCAACAUCAAUCAACGCUCUCUCGAAGGAACCAGAGAUACAGAAAUUGCCAUCGGUGCAUAUCAGCCUCAAUAUACAUGGGCAAGCAGAUCCGCUAAUCCACGUGGAGAGAUAUACGGAUACAGAAUGUCAUUAUGGGCAGAGCACACGGGAACGUUGGAGCAGUGCUUUGAGCAACCGGAAAGCCUGGAAUGCGUGAGACGCAUGAGAUGGAUGGGUGAGCUGAAUUGGAAAGCGUUUGAGUCUGAUGAAAUGGUUCCACUGAGAGGCCAUUUAAUGAAGUAUCCUGUACAAGUAGAUAGAGUUGGAAAAGUUAGGUCUCUUCCUAGCUGUGAAACAUUUCCGGAUAUGGGCGGAAGGAUCAUCGGAACAUUUACUGGCCUUCAAGAGAAUCUUACAAUCUGAUAAGGAACUAGGUUUGAUCGAAUAAACCAAUCAGACAAAAAGCAAGUGUAAUACACUUGUCUUUUGAAUGUUUGACCAAACUCGAUAUGGGAGCAUCUUGUCCAGAGUGACAAGAAUUUGCUCUUUAUUUGUGGUCAUAUAGCACAAUAGUUGCAAAGAUCAUUUUUUUUCUCUUGAACUUCUUUUCUUCUUUCUGUCACAUUUUAGAAUGAAAUAACCAUUGGAAUGAGGAGAAUGGGUGGGAAAGCCACAUUCCCCAAAGAUACAAUGGCCAUUACAGGGACUGGUAGAAUGACCCCAUUUUAGCAACCUAUGUAAGUUUCCUACUAGCUUUGUAAAUUAAUGUAGUAUAGAUGUGUUGGCAAUCAGUUGUCUGUGUAAGCCAUAUAGAUGAAUUUACUAUGACUUAGUAACAGUGGAAUCCUUUCUUGGUGCCUUAAAUAAUACGUUAUGCGUUUGUUUUAUGAA
Sesamum indicum (sesame) is the source of this 3608-nucleotide messenger RNA. RefSeq names its product phospholipase D beta 1. Gene Ontology annotation, cellular component: plasma membrane. Gene Ontology annotation, biological process: phospholipid catabolic process; phosphatidylcholine metabolic process. The record is from RefSeq and is a predicted model, not a curated record. NCBI's taxonomy places the organism in Eukaryota, Viridiplantae, Streptophyta, Magnoliopsida, Lamiales, Pedaliaceae. Gene Ontology annotation, molecular function: calcium ion binding; D-type glycerophospholipase activity.